Vicia villosa (hairy vetch) is the source of this 382-nucleotide messenger RNA. Its product is annotated as probable peptide/nitrate transporter At3g43790. Gene Ontology annotation, cellular component: plant-type vacuole membrane; plasma membrane. The transcript has 4 exons. The record is from RefSeq and is a predicted model, not a curated record. Bases 98 to 382 code for a protein of 94 amino acids. NCBI's taxonomy places the organism in Eukaryota, Viridiplantae, Streptophyta, Magnoliopsida, Fabales, Fabaceae. Gene Ontology annotation, molecular function: solute:potassium antiporter activity. Gene Ontology annotation, biological process: regulation of stomatal closure.
UUCCUAUUAUUACAUAAUAGACAUUUUGUACAAUUACUAACUUCUGAAGUUUUCAGGUCUAGCACUUGUGAUCUAUCAACUAACUCUAUACCAAUAUAUGGAAAAAGCUUGUGGACCUGUUGGAAUUGCCAGAAUCACAGGGAUAUUUUCAAUACCACUUUUGCAAAGUUAUCCGUUCAUAGCAAUGUUGUCAGGCAUAUCCUUAUACAUAUUCAUUAGUAUUGGUUCCAUUCUCAAGAAUAUUAUAUCUGUGACAAUUACAACAGGUUUGUUCCUUGUACAAAACAGAGCAGUGGAACAAGAGCAAAGAGGGGCGGCUAAUGGUAUAUCUAUGACAGCUAUGUCUCUAUUCAAAGCUAUUGGACCUGCUGCAGGUGGUUAA